Molecule: messenger RNA, 1322 nt
Organism: Tarenaya hassleriana
Lineage: Eukaryota; Viridiplantae; Streptophyta; Magnoliopsida; Brassicales; Cleomaceae
Product: mitochondrial inner membrane protein OXA1
Exons: 12
Coding region: 220-1191 (323 amino acids)
Biological process (GO): mitochondrial respiratory chain complex IV assembly; protein insertion into mitochondrial inner membrane from matrix
Cellular component (GO): mitochondrial inner membrane
Molecular function (GO): membrane insertase activity
Source: RefSeq, a predicted model, not a curated record
UGCAAACACUUGAAAAAAAGAUUGAGGUUCCUGCAGUUCAUCAUCUUCAUCACUGAUUCAGGUCCUUGUAUUGUGGGUCGUUACCGACCAUCACACAGCUCUGCCAUUCCUCUCGACGAUGAUCAUGGAAGGAAGUGUUUCUUUCAAGCUCCACUGCGACAGAGUUACCACAGUUCUUUUCAUCAGAGAUUCUGCAGCAAUUCAGUUUUCUCUCAAAAUAUGAGAGGAUGUUCAAAUGCUCCUCUAUCCCCUCCUCUGGGUUUCGCUUUGUCAACUGCCUGCGGUACUGAUUCAGAUGAACCCGAUGACAUGGAUGACAUGGCGGAAGCCAUUACCAGUUCUACGCUGGAAAACGCAGCUUCUCAUGCUACUCUAGCCAACGAACUCGCUGAGGCAGCUAGUGAUUGUACCAUCCCUGUUGCAGCUGCUCAGAAUUUGAUUGACAUGGUGCAUUCUUUCACUGGUUUGAACUGGUGGGCUUCCAUUGUCCUGACAACACUUUUGAUACGAGGAGUGACAAUCCCACUCAUGAUUGGUAACCUCAGACUCAUUUCGUACAAAAUGAUAGUUGCAAUACGCAAGCUACCUGACUCAGAGAUUCGAACCAUGGGCAUGGAUCCAGUUACUGUUACCGAAAACGCUAGAAGGGCAAAUGAUGUGCUUCAGAAGUUAUAUACUCUUGGAGGAGUUUGUCAUCUCAGAACCCUUCUCAUUCCCAUUCAAUUGCUGAUCCAGUAUCCUGCUCUGAUUGCCAUGUCACUAGCUACUUAUGCUAUGGCAGGGAAUAUAUCAUCCUUCAAAACCGGUGGUGCAUUAUGGUUCACUGAUCUCGCAACUAUGGAUGCUUCAGGCAUUCUUCCAGUUCUAUCAGGAUUGACUGUCUUCAUUGCUGCAGAGUUUGGUGCGAUAAAAGGCUUUGAAGGGUUCCCGCGGCUUUGUCUAGCCGGUGACAUGGGCCGGUGUUUGGCGAUUCUCGUAGCUAUAGGGUCGAUGACGUUGCCAAAGGCCGUACAUUGCGUCUGGAUUACCUCGGCUCUCUUCUCUCUUAUCAGUUCAUGUGUGCUUGAGCGUCCUGGAAUCAAGAGGUUUUUGGGCAUUCCGGUGGUAUCCGGCGUCUAUGCUGGAAUCGAACGCGGUUUGUUUUGGUUUAGUUUAACUGGGUUCGGUUUAGUUUGUUUACUUGUAUUUUGAUUUUCAUAUUUCUUUGGGAAGGUUAAAGACUUUCUAAUGAAACUGGAGUCUUCAUUGGACGUUUCUUCUUCGGACAAACUGAAACAUCUUAUCAUCAUUUGCAACUCUGGUUUCCAUACAGAUUUGAAAUA